Messenger RNA from Drosophila ficusphila, 2862 nucleotides. Its product is annotated as AMP deaminase 2. Gene Ontology annotation, molecular function: AMP deaminase activity. Gene Ontology annotation, cellular component: cytosol. The transcript has 11 exons. Gene Ontology annotation, biological process: AMP metabolic process; IMP salvage. NCBI's taxonomy places the organism in Eukaryota, Metazoa, Arthropoda, Insecta, Diptera, Drosophilidae. The record is from RefSeq and is a predicted model, not a curated record. Bases 347 to 2686 code for a protein of 779 amino acids.
UCGCAAAAAAAAAUCGCACCGAACAGAAGCCAAGUUGCUACCACUUUUUUUCACCGUUUCAAUCGCACACGAAAUAGCAGUAUUAUUGUUGUUACCACCGUUUGUUGUGGUUGUUGUUUGCAUUUUUUUGACUGUGUUUUACAACCGAGUGUUAAGAGCGCAAGGCGUAGAAAAAUCAGAACAUUAGAUAGCGAGUUAAAAGGGUUUACAAGACGCAAAGUGCCAACGUGUGAGUGGUUAAUUGCCCUUUGAGUUUCCGAAAUCCCGAAGGUUCCGAAAGUAGUUUUUCGAAUUCAAGCCCAAGUGGCCAAGGGCAUCGAUUCGACGACCCGGAGAACGCCGGGAAAUGCAGAGCUACGCGGACGCACUGAGUGCCAAGGGCUAUCGCAGCUUUGGAUUCGACACGGACAUGGAAAUGGACAUGGACAUGGGCUGCACGAUGCGCCGCAUCGAGAAGCGGAAGGGCGGUGAUCUCACUGAUUCUCCGGUCGAUGAAAAAGCCGAAGCUGAUGUGGAGGUGACCAACGAGAUCUCGGCUCCAUAUGAGGUGCCACAAUUUCCCAUUGAACAGAUAGAAAAGAAGCUGCAAAUCCAGCGCCAUCUCAAUGAAAAGCAGGCCACAGGACCUAGACCAGUUGCCGCAGCUUCCGUGCUUUCAUCGCACAGAGAAUCAUCCAGCAGCACCGAGGGUCACGACUCCGCCACCGAAAUGGAUAGAAACGACGCGGACAUCAACUUUCAGCGGGUCUCCAUCUCGGGUGAGGACACCAGCGGCGUUCCCCUCGAGGAUUUGGAGCGGGCCUCGACCCUGCUGAUCGAAGCACUGCGCCUGCGCAGCCACUACAUGUCCAUUUCGGAUCAGUCGUUCCCCUCGACCACUGCGCGAUUCCUUAAGACGGUGCGGCUCAAGGAUCGCAUCAACAACAUUCCCGUUAAGGAGGUAUCAGACAUCAUUCGCAAAAUGAGUGUUACGAACAUACAAGACGCCCAUUUGAAGACUUCGCACGCAAAGAUUACAAAUCCGUGGAACGUGGAGUUUCCCAAAGAUGAGGAUUUCAAGAUCAAGCCUCUCAACGGAGUGUUCCACAUUUACGAGAAUGAAAAUGAGAGCAGCGAAAUCAAAUUUGAGUACCCGGACAUGAGCCAAUUCGUUAACGACAUGCAGGUCAUGUGCAAUAUGAUUGCCGAUGGACCAUUAAAAUCGUUUUGCUAUCGACGCCUCUGCUAUCUGUCGUCCAAGUACCAGAUGCACGUGCUCCUCAACGAACUCCGUGAGCUGGCCGCCCAGAAGGCGGUGCCACAUCGCGAUUUCUACAACACACGCAAGGUGGACACCCACAUCCAUGCCGCCUCCUGCAUGAACCAGAAGCACCUGCUGCGCUUCAUCAAGAAGACGCUGAAGAACAACGCCAACGAGGUGGUCACCCACACCAAUGGUCAGGCGAUGACCCUCGCCCAGGUGUUCCAGUCGAUGAACCUGACCACCUACGACCUGACCGUCGACAUGCUGGACGUCCACGCCGAUCGCAAUACGUUCCAUCGCUUCGACAAGUUCAACUCAAAGUACAAUCCCAUCGGGGAGUCGCGGCUCAGGGAGGUGUUCCUCAAGACGGACAACUAUCUGAAUGGAAAAUACUUUGCGCAGAUUAUUAAGGAAGUUGCUUUCGAUUUGGAGGAGUCCAAGUACCAGAACGCUGAGCUGCGUCUCUCCAUCUACGGCAAAUCGCCGGAUGAGUGGAUCAAACUGGCCAGAUGGGCCAUCGAUAACGAUGUCUAUAGCUCGAACAUCCGUUGGCUGAUCCAGAUACCGCGUCUCUUCGACAUCUUCAAGUCGAACAAGAUGAUGAAGUCAUUCCAGGAGAUUUUAAACAACAUAUUCCUGCCGCUCUUCGAGGCGACAGCCAGACCCAGUCAACAUCCGGAGCUGCAUCGCUUUUUGCAGUACGUUAUCGGGUUCGAUUCCGUGGACGAUGAGUCCAAGCCGGAGAAUCCGCUCUUCGAUAACGAUGUUCCACGGCCGGAGGAAUGGACCUACGAGGAGAAUCCUCCCUACGCGUACUACAUCUACUACAUGUACGCCAACAUGACGGUGCUGAACAAGUUUAGACACUCGCGUGGCAUGAACACCUUUGUGCUGCGACCCCAUUGCGGCGAGGCUGGACCCGUGCAGCAUUUGGUGUGCGGCUUCCUGAUGGCCGAAAACAUCUCCCACGGCCUACUGCUCCGCAAGGUGCCGGUGCUACAGUAUCUAUAUUAUCUGACCCAGAUCGGCAUUGCCAUGUCGCCGCUGUCGAACAAUUCCCUGUUCCUCAACUACCAUCGCAAUCCGCUGCCGGAGUAUUUGGCCCGAGGUCUUAUCAUUUCCCUCUCCACGGACGAUCCCUUGCAAUUCCACUUUACCAAGGAACCCCUUAUGGAAGAAUACAGCAUUGCGGCCCAGGUGUGGAAGCUCAGCUCCUGCGACAUGUGCGAGUUGGCCAGGAACAGUGUGAUGAUGAGUGGAUUCCCACACGCUAUAAAGCAGCAGUGGCUGGGGCCCAUUUACUACGAGGAUGGCAUUAUGGGCAACGACAUCACCCGCACCAAUGUGCCCGAGAUCCGAGUGGCCUAUCGCUAUGAGACGCUGCUGGACGAGCUCUCCAAUAUCUUCAAGGUGAACCAGACCUGCUCCGAGCACUCUUCGUAGACUGGACCCCUUGCUCCAUCGCGUUGUUGUGGCUUCCUACGCUAACUUAAUGCAAUUUACGCAGAUAUAUACGCUAGUUAUAUACAUAUAUAUAUAUAAUUUAAAUGUUUCUGUACUAACCAAAAUGUAAACGCGGCAGACCAAAACCUUUAAAUAUACAAAACUUGUACACGCAA